CAUCCCUUAUCCUUGAAGAAGCUUUUAAUCUCUUUUCCAUCUGUUGUUGAGCCCUGUGACCACCAUGGCUACUCCACUCUCAAUCUCAUCAAAUCCUCUCACCUCUCGCCAUUGUUACCGUCUCCACUUCUCUUCCACAUCAUUCAAGGGUAAUGUAAGCGUAUUGGGAGCAAACCCAAGUCAGAUUCUUUCUCUCAAACUCAACCAAAAGGUUCAAACGAGAAAGCAAUUUGCGAAGCCACUUGUUGUGGUUAGCCAAACGGCGGCGGAGGGAGCAGUAGCUCCUCCGGAGAGAUUCCGUUUGAAUAACCUUGGACCUCAGCCUGGUUCUAGAAAGAGGCAAAAGAGAAAAGGUAGAGGUAUCUCUGCAGGACAAGGAGCGAGUUGUGGUUUUGGUAUGAGAGGUCAGAAAUCAAGAUCGGGUCCUGGGAUUAUGAGAGGCUUUGAAGGUGGUCAAACUGCUCUUUACCGUCGUCUUCCCAAACUUAGAGGAAUCGCCGGAGGGAUGCGUUCAGGAUUACCAAAAUACUUACCGGUUAAUCUCAAAGACAUCGAAACAGCUGGAUUUCAGGAGGGAGAUGAAGUUUCAUUGGAGUCACUAAAGCAAAAGGGUUUGAUUAAUCCUUCAGGGAGGGAAAGGAAACUUCCUCUAAAGAUUCUGGGAACUGGAGAACUAAGUAUGAAGCUCAACUUCAAAGCUCGCGCCUUUUCAACACAAGCAAAAGAGAAACUUGAAGCUUCAGGAUGUACACUCACUGUGUUGCCCGGAAGAAAGAAAUGGGUUAAGCCAUCGGUUGCAAAGAACCAAGCGCGAGCAGAUGAAUACUUUGCCAAGAAGAGAGCUGCAGCAGGUGAAGCAACUUCUGAGCCAGCAGCUUCUGCUUAAGUUACUUCAUUCUCAAACUCUCUCUUUUUUUAACGUUGUAAAGCUGCAGAAGAGAUAAUUGUCUAUGAGAAGCGUUUAGUUCCAAUGCCUUGUAGUCUUUUUUUGUGUAUGGUUAAGAUAUUUAUAUUUUGUUGAUCUAAGAGUUUAUUAUCAGAAUUAUUUGUAAACGGUAUAAAUUAUUUGAAACUUUUUUUUUCAA
Capsella rubella is the source of this 1085-nucleotide messenger RNA. RefSeq names its product 50S ribosomal protein L15, chloroplastic. Gene Ontology annotation, biological process: translation. Bases 65 to 886 code for a protein of 273 amino acids. The record is from RefSeq and is a predicted model, not a curated record. Gene Ontology annotation, cellular component: ribosome; cytosolic large ribosomal subunit. Lineage: Eukaryota; Viridiplantae; Streptophyta; Magnoliopsida; Brassicales; Brassicaceae. Gene Ontology annotation, molecular function: structural constituent of ribosome. The transcript is spliced from 4 exons.